AUGGGUCCGCAGAAAAAAGUACCGUCACUGAAGAUCGUCCCGCCCGACGCAGGAACCUCGACUCCUCCAAAUGGCGAAGCUGACUAUGAUCAGUCCAACACAUAUCAUCCCGAUCCUCCGUCUCCGGAGGACCAUAACACGCUAGACAUUCCUCAUACACGGUCGAGAAGCACGUCGGGGAACUUGACCAAGACCGCCUCCACCGACACGAAGUCCAGCGAAAGACAUCUCCUUCGUCCCGACGAUUCGACCCUUCAUGGCGAUGUCCCUCCGUCGCCUUCAUCCACACUCCAGCUAAAUCCACGCGACAUUCCCAGCAUUGAAGGAAAUCCUUUUGCGUUCGGCCCCGAUCAUCUAGAGAAACUGAUAAACCCCAAAAGUCUGACUGCUUUUACCGCUCUUGGGGGUCUCGCGGGGCUUGAAAGAGGCCUGAAAACAGAUCGCCAUUCGGGCCUGGGGAUCGAUGAAGGGUGCAUAUCCGAUCCGAUUACAUUGGAGGAGGCAGUCUCGACUACAUCAAGAGGAGGUCCCCAUGAACCUGGUCGGCAAGGCCGCUCAGAGCCUGGCCAGCACGAUGGCAAAGGCUCCAAUGCGUUCGCAGACAGGAAACGAAUCUUUGGCGAAAAUGUGCUGCCAGAGCGAAAGUCGAAGUCGUUUCUUCAGCUGGCCUGGAUCGCCCUACAAGACCGAGUUCUGAUCCUGCUCAGCGUGGCAGCUGUUGUCUCCCUGGCCCUCGGCUUGUACCAAACAUUCGGACAAACACACCAUGAAGGCGCCAAGGUCGAAUGGGUGGAAGGCGUUGCCAUCAUCGUGGCGAUUGCCAUCGUUGUUCUCGUCGGUGCGCUGAACGACUGGCAAAAGGAACGGCAGUUCCGAGCACUGAACCGGAAGAAGGAAGACCGACUCGUCAAGGUCAUCCGCUCAGGCAACCCCAUGACUUUGUCCGUUCAUGACGUGUUGGUCGGCGACGUAAUGCUCAUGGAGCCGGGCGACGUUGUCCCCGCUGACGGGGUCUUCAUUGACGGGCACAACUUGAGCUGCGACGAAUCUUCAGCUACUGGGGAGUCGGACAUCGUGAAGAAACGACCCGCCGAUGAUGUCCUCCAGGAGCUUCUUCACGACAAGGCACCGCGGCUGAGAAAGAUGGAUCCAUUCAUCAUUUCCGGCGCAAGAGUCCUGGAUGGCGUCGGGAAACUUCUCGUUACCGCCGUCGGACAAAACUCUAGCCACGGCAGAACCAUGAUGUUGCUGAGGGAGGACCCUGGGCUGACCCCUUUGCAGUCUAAGCUGAACGUCUUGGCCGGUUACAUCGCGAAACUCGGCAGUGGAGCAGGCUGUUUGCUCUUCGUCGUGCUCCUCAUCGAGUUCCUCGCCCGACUACCCGGAAACGAGGAAUCGCCAGAAGAAAAAGGCCAAAACUUUCUCCAAAUUCUCAUCACGUCAAUUACUAUCAUUGUCGUGGCCGUUCCAGAAGGCCUACCCCUGGCGGUGACACUGUCAUUGGCUUUUGCGACGAGGCGGAUGACGCGCGAGAACAAUCUGGUCCGCCACCUCCAGUCUUGCGAAACCAUGGGCAAUGCUACCGUCAUUUGCUCGGACAAGACCGGUACCUUGACGGAAAACGUCAUGACUGUGGUAGCAGGCGCGCUGGGUAGCAGACCCGCACUGCUUUUCGGACAAGGCGGGGAUAGCGCCGGCAUCAAGGCAGAAGAUCCCAAGAAAGAGGGAGUAUCUGGACCGUCAGCAACACAUUGCGAAGGACCUGGGCAAUCGGUAAACAUCCAACUGAAUCAACUUACAUCAAGGCUUGACAAGAAGUUCCAAAGCCUGUUGAGAGUGAGCAUCGCCAUCAACACCACCGCAUUCGAGGGCAAGGAGGGUGAGAAACAGGCCUUUGUCGGAACGAAAACAGAGACAGCUCUCCUCGAUUGGGCCCGUCGAUGUUUUGGUCUCGGGCCGGUCUCAGUCGAGCGAGCAAACAGCCAUUUACACCAGCUCUUCCCGUUCAACUCCAGCCUCAAGUGCAUGGGCGCCGUGGUCCAGAUGCCGGAGCAGGACAGUGUCACCCACAGCCAACGGUAUCGGUUGUUCGUCAAAGGCGCCCCGGAGAUUGUCUUGGCUCAAUGUACAGGCGCUCUGGAUGACGUGACUGACCAUCCCUCUCGCGUGCCAUUCUCGGAAACGCAAAAAGAGGAUGUCACGCGCACCAUUGUUGGCUUCGCUUCGCGAUCCUUGCGGACUCUGGCUCUCGCGUAUCGCGACUUCAACGGAUGGCCACCCAACGCGGGCGAGGGCCCCGGGCCGGAGGCGGAGGCGGAGUCCACUGAGGUCGGGCUCACCGAUAUCUUCCGCGAUAUGACCUGGAUUGGGGUUGUGGGCAUUCAAGACCCCGUGCGACAAGGGGUUCCUGCCGCGAUUGAAGAUUGUCGGCAGGCAUCGGUAUCAGUGAAGAUGGUUACCGGCGACAACAUCGAGACUGCGAGAGCAAUUGGCAGGGAAUGUGGCAUCUUGGCGGAUCAACAUGAUGAGCAAGGCUCGGUCAUGGAGGGGCAACAGUUUCGUUGCCUCUCCGACGAAGACAAGGCAUCCGUUGCUCAGCGCCUCUGUGUCUUGGCCAGAUCCAGUCCAGAAGACAAGCGCAUUCUCGUCAAGGUGCUGAAGGACCUCGAGGAGAUUGUCGCAGUCACCGGCGACGGAACCAACGAUGCGCCAGCGCUGAAGGCGGCCGAUGUCGGUUUCUCCAUGGGCAUCACCGGCACCGAGGUAGCUAAAGAAGCCUCCGAUAUCAUCUUGAUGGACGACAACUUUACGUCAAUCGUCAAGGCCCUUGGCUGGGGAAGAGCCAUCAAUGACUCAGUCAAGAAGUUCCUGCAGUUCCAGCUCACCGUCAACAUUACCGCCGUCAUCAUCACAUUCGUCACGGCUGUUUCAGACAGUGAAGAGACUUCGGUGCUGAACGCCGUGCAAUUGCUGUGGGUGAACCUCAUCAUGGAUACGUUUGCGGCCCUGGCGCUCGCGACCGACCCUCCGUCGGAGAGCACCCUCCACCGAAGGCCGGAGCCGCGAGGGGCCUCGCUGAUCACUUUGACCAUGUGGAAGAUGAUCCUCGGCCAGUCCAUCUAUCAACUGAUUGUCUGUUUUGUGCUGUGGUUUGCUGGGCCCAGUACUCUUGGCUACCCAGAGAAGCAGCUCCGGACAUUGAUCUUCAACGUCUUUGUCUUCAUGCAGAUCUUCAAGCUCAUCAACAGCCGGCGCAUCGACAACAGACUAAACAUCUUUGAAGGACUGCACCGCAACUGGAUGUUCAUGUUUAUGAUGGCCAUCAUGGUCGGCGGCCAGCUGAUCAUCAUUUACGUUGGCGGGGAAGCCUUCGUCGUCGUCCGCCUCACGGGAACGCAGUGGGCCAUAUCGAUCUGCCUCGGCUUCGGGUCAAUCCCUAUUGGCAUUCUAAUCAGGCUGUUUCCCGACGCGGUGCUGCGAAAAUGCGUCGAAGCAUUCAGGCAGUAUUGGCCGAGGUGGCUGCGGCUACCCCGCAAGAAGAGACGAGACAAAGUUAAAACUCCCCCUGCAGAUGGCGUGGAGCGAUACAAUGCUGUCUUCUCGGACAUUCGGGACGAUUUGGACUUCCUCCGCAGGGUCAGAGGCGGCCGCAUCCGUGCUCUGAGUGAGGCGCUGGCGAGGUCACCCAAAGCAAAACCAUCCGACUUUCGACCUACAGUGCGCUCUGGCAGCAAGACCAGGAGGCGGAGCAGCUCCGCGCGGUCUUCGAACACGACACCAAUUUCGCCAAUGUUGUCGGCAGUUGGGAUGCCUGGCAUUGUCUUCGCCAGUGUCGGUGGUCUGUCAGCAGUGAAUGAGCGACCCCAGAAUCACUAG
Molecule: messenger RNA, 3876 nt
Organism: Purpureocillium lilacinum
Lineage: Eukaryota; Fungi; Ascomycota; Sordariomycetes; Hypocreales; Ophiocordycipitaceae
Source: RefSeq, a predicted model, not a curated record